Molecule: messenger RNA, 1566 nt
Organism: Phlebotomus papatasi
Lineage: Eukaryota; Metazoa; Arthropoda; Insecta; Diptera; Psychodidae
Gene: UQCR-C2
Product: cytochrome b-c1 complex subunit 2, mitochondrial
Exons: 4
Coding region: 127-1461 (444 amino acids)
Cellular component (GO): mitochondrion
Molecular function (GO): metal ion binding
Source: RefSeq, a predicted model, not a curated record
AUUUUUUUAAGUGUUGAACACCACGCGGCGCUGCAGUCGAAAUAUCCCAGUCCACCUUCGUGUGCUGAGUGAAAAUCAGUGGGGAAAAAGUCUUUUUGUGAAGUAAUAAAGAGUAUUUGGGGCGAAAUGGCUAGUUCAGCCUCGAAAGCACCUCUCUUCCGAUCAGUUGCCAUUCGCGGAUAUGCCGCUCAGGCUGCUUCAAAGCCUGCCAGAGGCACCAGCGAUGUGCAGACAACGACUCUGCCCAAUAAGCUCGUGGUGGCUUCAGCAGAGGCAGCAACUCCCAUCUCAAGGGUGUCCAUCCUUGUCCGAGCUGGAUCCCGCAAUGAGACCUACGACAACCUGGGAACAUCCCAUGUUCUCCGUGCAGCUGCCGGAUUGACCACCAAAGGCUCCACAACUUUUGCCAUUACUCGCAAUAUCCAGCAGAUUGGUGGAAGCUUGAGCGUGGCCAGUGACCGUGAAUUGGUUGCCUACACCCUCGAGGUGACGCCUAAUCAUCUGGACGUGGGUCUGAAGUUCCUUCAGGACGUAGCAACGGGCCAGGUGUUCAAGCCUUGGGAACUGGAGGAGCUCGUGCCACGCAUGCGCGAGGAUUUGGCACGGAUCUCGCAUCCCGUCCGAGCUGUGGAUCUUCUCCACCGUGCUGCCUAUCGCAAUGCCCUGGGUAAUUCCAUCUUCUGCCCCAAGCAUCAGAUCGGAAAGAUUUCUCCAGAGACUCUGCAGCACUACGUAGCUUCCAACUACACCACCAACAGGACAGCCGUGGUGGGCGUUGGAGUUGAUCACAAUCUCCUGGUUGGUUAUGCCCAGAAUCUUCCUCUGGAUUCCGGAGCUGGUAAGGACAAUGCUUCCUCCUUUGUGGGAGGCAAUGAAGCUAGACUCGAUCGCGGCGGGAACUUGGCUCACGUGGCCAUUGCUACCCAGGGAGCUGGAUGGGCCAAUGCCAAAGAAUGCCUGGCCCUCCAUGUGCUCCAGUACGCGGCAGGAGUUGGAGCCUGGACAAGGCGUGGAAAUGUCAAUGGAGUCGUAGGGAAGGCAGUUUCAGCAGUCGUUGGCGACAGACCCCUCGGCUUUGGGGCCUUCAAUGCCAGCUACAGCGAUGAUGGGCUCUUUGGCUUUGUGCUGUCCACCGAGGCCAGGGAUGCCGGAAAAGCCGUGGAGGCUGCAGUGAAGACUCUGCGCAGCGGAAGCCUGUCAGGAGAGGAUAUUGCUCGCGGGAAGACGCAGUUUAGGAAUGAUUUCUUGUAUUUUGUGGAGAAUGGGGAGAAUCUGGCCCAGGAUCUUGGGGCUCAGGCUGCUCUUUGUGGAAGUGUUCUAUCACCAGCUCAAAUUGCUGCUGAAAUUGAUGGAGUUUCCGCGUCAGAUGUCAAUGCUGUGGCCAAGAGGGUGGCGUCUGGAAAAUUGGCCCUGGGAGCCGUCGGCAAUCUGGCAACUGUGCCCCAUGUUCAUGAAUUGUAAUUUGCUUUUUCUGUCGCUUGCAAAUAAAAAAAACUAUUUAACAAUUGAUUGAGAGAAGAAGCCGAGCUGUGGGGGAUAGUUAAUAAAUUUAUUGUUAGAAACGAA